AUUAAAUUGAAGUGAACAGUUGAAUCAACCUUCAUGCGCCAUGUCGGCAUGGAAAAAUGAUGCCGAUGUCAUUCUGAACAGAACAAACGUUGCCUUGGCGCGCAGCCAGCGACUUGUUGCGUCCUGGCUUCCACCCAAGACAGCAGCUGAGGAAUCGGCGACUUCCAAGUCCGAAGAAGAAUUACGCCAGGAAGAGGAUGAGAUUUUCACGGCUGUACCUGAGAGACUCGGACUCGGAGCUCCGCUCCCUCAAAAGGAAGCUGACGGGAGCUGGAAUCGCGGCGAACUCGAUUCCAAUGAGAAGUUGCGGAAGCAGCUUCUUGGAAAGAAUUAUCAGAAGGUUAUGAAAAAGACGGCGUCGACAACGAAUCAAUCGAAUCAAUCGCAUAAACAUCAAGACGUCAGGAACGGGGCAUCUGACGCAGCGUCGUCUCCAGUGCUACUAGUGGCUGGAAAGGAGCGAAAAGAUGGGAAUGAAGAUGACGAUGAGGACGACGAAGGACGAACCUCGCUCGUUGGUAGAAGCAAGAAAAAGAGAGCUGCUGCCGUUGAUGGGUCUGGGGACCACGAUAAUGGCGCAUCUGAUCAGGCUCAAACUGCUGCCGCGCAGCCUGAUGGAGCGGUUGAAGAAGAACUGGUGACAAAGAAGCAGAAUCUAUCUUCGAAGGGGAAAAGAAGGGCCACGAGUUUUCUAGAUGAAAUACUGGCUGACAGAGGAAAAAAGAAGAAAAAAAGAUGAAUGCUCUUUUUUCUCUGUAAGAUUGACAUUCCAUAAUGAGCCGUGUAUACCUCGUUGCAAACAAAUUAGUACAUCAUCCUUCUUUACCCAUUUCCUGGUCUAUCCCAGUGGAUGUCUGCCG
This is a messenger RNA of Monascus purpureus, 860 nucleotides long. The record is from the annotation of a GenBank genome assembly. NCBI's taxonomy places the organism in Eukaryota, Fungi, Ascomycota, Eurotiomycetes, Eurotiales, Aspergillaceae.